Messenger RNA from Puccinia graminis f. sp. tritici CRL 75-36-700-3, 573 nucleotides. RefSeq lists its product as uncharacterized. The record is from RefSeq and is a predicted model, not a curated record. Gene Ontology annotation, molecular function: mRNA binding; translation initiation factor activity. The coding region runs from base 1 to 573 and encodes 190 amino acids. The transcript has 5 exons. NCBI's taxonomy places the organism in Eukaryota, Fungi, Basidiomycota, Pucciniomycetes, Pucciniales, Pucciniaceae. Gene Ontology annotation, cellular component: eukaryotic translation initiation factor 4F complex.
AUGCAUGAAGCACCCACAACCUCAAGAACCCUCAAGAAACUCCCCAGUGAUCAUCCAGCACCCAAAAUCAACCUUUCUGAGCGCUCCCAACUAGGGAUUAAACCACCCCUGAUUUAUCAGGCCCCUCUGGCUGACACUGACGAACAAGCCGAGCGGGCCAUCAAGUCUAGAGUCGAUGAAUUCUUCCACGUCCGUUCUGUUGCCGAAGCCGCCGCCUCCUUUGUCUCUCUCUCCCAAACUCGCCACCAUCAACUCAUCCAUUCUCUCGUCGAGAAAACACUCGAGAAGAAGGCCGCCGAUGUCGACCUCACUGCUUCUCUCUUCCAGCAUCUCGUCAAGGAGAACAUUGUCCCAUUGGACAUCUUCCUCAAAGGGUUCACACCUGUUAUUGAACAAUUAGAUGAUACCUCUAUAGAUGUUCGGUUUGCAUAUGAGUUCACUGGUAAACUGUUGAAAGCUGCCGGACUCGCUGAGAAAGAGGUUGCUGAAUUGGCCCAGAAAAUCGACACUGAGAUGCUCGAUCAGGCCGCUAAACGACUCCUUGACGGCUUCAAGUCGGCCGCUUUGCAGUGA